AUGCUAUGGAAAAACUAUUCAAGGGCUUUAUAUAAAACGAUGGGGAGAACAGGUCUAAAAAAAAUAUUUGUGAAAUAUAGAAGAACAAAAAAAAAUGUCAAAUUACUUUUUAAUUUUGUUUAUAGAAACUACUACUUCAAUAAAAUUUUAAGGAAAUCAAUCAAAAACUUUAUUAAUUUAUAUGUUCAAUAUAUAUAUAAUGCAUUUGCAAAUUUUUAUCAUAAGUACUGUAAUGCUAGUAAUAUAAAAUUAUAUAUUUAUCAGAUUUUCUUUAAUAAUAAAAUUGAAAAUAGAAGGAAAGUAAAGAAAAAAAAUCAAAUGAAGGAAGCAAAUUAUGAAGAUGUGAAUAACCAGAAAAGAAAAAAGAAUAAAAAAUUAAUAAAAAGUAAUACAUAUAAAUCUAUAGAAGAUUUAUGUAGAACUAAACCAAAUGAUCAUUAUAUAAUUACUUUGUAUAAUGGAACUCAUUUACAGAAUGAUCAUAUGAACUCUUCAGUUUCGAAAAAUAAAACAUUCAAGUGUAAAUCAAAUGAUAGUACAACACACUCAAGUGAUUAUAGCAGGAAUUAUGAGAAUAAUGAUGAAAUAAAUAGUAGUUCAUGUUUAGAAAAUGAAAUAUUAUCUUUUGAAACACUAGAAUAUGACGAAGAUGAAGCAAAUGAGAUUAUAAAAAAUUGUUAUCUAUAUAAUGGUUAUGUAGAUGCAAGUACUUAUAAAAAUUCUGACGAAUAUAAAUUUUUAAAGGAUCACAUAAAACCUGAAAAAAAAAGUUAUGUAAACAUAGAUAUUGAUAUGUCAUCACAAUGUUAUGAUGAACAGGUUGAAAAUUAUUAUGAAAAGGAUAAGGAACAAAUAGAUCAAAGUGAUAAGGAAAAUAAAAAUAUAUUAAGGAAAAGAAAGAAAUUAAAACAAAAAAGAAUAUAUGAAAUAUAUAAUUCAGAAAUAACCAAUAAAGAAAAUAUGUAUUACGAAAAUUAUUUAAAUGAAAAUUAUACAUCAUCUUAUAAUUACACUAGCGAAGAUAGCAAUGAUUACAGCUGCAGUACAUUUACUGAUAAUGAAUUGGAAGAUAACUUUAUUAUAGGUUUGUAUGGAAAUAAUUUUAGAUGCAGUUUUAAUAGUGAUAGUUGUGAUAAUAGUGAAAUAUCAUAA
Plasmodium falciparum 3D7 is the source of this 1152-nucleotide messenger RNA. RefSeq lists its product as uncharacterized. Lineage: Eukaryota; Apicomplexa; Aconoidasida; Haemosporida; Plasmodiidae. The record is from RefSeq and is a predicted model, not a curated record.